This is a messenger RNA of Zonotrichia leucophrys gambelii, 1455 nucleotides long. It is a transcript of the gene ANKRD16, whose product is annotated as ankyrin repeat domain 16. The record is from RefSeq and is a predicted model, not a curated record. NCBI's taxonomy places the organism in Eukaryota, Metazoa, Chordata, Aves, Passeriformes, Passerellidae. Gene Ontology annotation, cellular component: cytoplasm; nucleus. Gene Ontology annotation, molecular function: protein binding. The annotation marks the transcript as partial. The transcript has 9 exons.
CGUCACGAGCGCUCCGCGGCGCGCGGGCCCAGCUCCAUGGUGGAGCAGGAGAGGCUGCGGCGGCUCCUGAGGCUGGUCCAGGAGGGAAAGCUGGCUCUCCUGCGGGAUGAGCUGAGGCUGGAUGAGGUUCCAGAGGCUCGCAGCUGGCGCUGGGGCCGUUUGGGAGAUUCCCUCCUGCACCACGCUGCUCGCUUUGGACACAGGGAUGUGCUGGAAUUCCUGGUGCAGGAGGUCGGCAUGGACAUGGAGGUGACCAAUGGGGACUACAAGAGACCCCUCCAUGAGGCUGCGUCCAUGGGGCACCUGGAAUGUGUGUCCUUCCUCCUGGAGAGAGGGGCCAGCGUGGACUGCUUGAAAAAGGCUGACUGGACUCCUCUGAUGAUGGCUUGCACCAGGAAAAACUUGGAAGUGAUCAAAACCCUGGUGGAGCACGGAGCCAACCCGUUGUUGAGGAACAAGGAUGGCUGGAACUGCUUCCACAUAGCCAGCAGGGAAGGGCACCCCGAGGUGCUCCACUACCUCCUGGAUGUGUCCCCAAGGUGCUGGGACACCGAGAGCACCACGGGGAGAACGCCUCUGCACACAGCAGCGAUGCACGGCUGUUUCCAGGUCGUGGAGCUGCUCCUGGAACGGUGCCAGUACAAAGGUGACAGCAGGGACAGCUGUGGGGUCACUCCCUUCAUGGACGCUCUCCAGAACGGGCACGUUGGCAUCGCCCGGCUGCUGCUGCAGAGACACCAGGCCUGUCCCACAGCUAUCCUCUGGAGCUCCUGCUCAGGCCAGGGCAGAUCUGUGCAGCCCCAGGCUGGGGAUGGAUCCCAGCCCGGAGCUGAUCCCAAAUUCCUCAUUCUGCAGGAAGGACAUGGCCACACCAUCCAGACCCUGCUGUCCCUGGGCGCUGAUCUCCAGGCCAAGGAUGGGAAGGGCCGUUCUGCCCUGCACGCGGCCAGCGCCGGGCAGCGCGCGGGGGCCGUGGGGGCUCUGCUGCGGGCCGGCCUCCAGGACGCUCCUGAUGCCACGGGAACGCUGGCCCAGCAGCUGGCCAGGAGCCCUGAUGUCAUCCAGCUCUUCCAGGCGACACCUGAAGAGGAGGAACCCGCUCCUUUUCCACACGCUCCCUGAAAACAGAAACCAUCCAAGGAAGUUCCACUUCCAGGGAUCCUCCUGGCUUUUCCUGGGAAUCUCCACACCCUGAACAUCCCCAUGGAGAAAAUCCACCUGGAUCAUGGAUUUACCUGCUCUCCACAAAUCCCUUAAAUUGCUUUAUUUGCAAUUUAAUUUUUGUGUGUGACCUUUUUGGGGUAGCACAGAGACUCUUGGAGCUGCACCAACCUUUUGAAUGCUCCUUGUAGCCCACAGCUGAUCCCAAAAGCUGCAGGAAUCUGUGGUGGGACCUUGUGAGGACACCAGGGAGCUCUGGAUCAGACUAAAAUAAAGAGGUGUUUUAUCCCAGAA